Aspergillus japonicus CBS 114.51 is the source of this 1149-nucleotide messenger RNA. RefSeq lists its product as uncharacterized. Bases 1 to 717 code for a protein of 238 amino acids. The record is from RefSeq and is a predicted model, not a curated record. The transcript is spliced from 3 exons. NCBI's taxonomy places the organism in Eukaryota, Fungi, Ascomycota, Eurotiomycetes, Eurotiales, Aspergillaceae.
AUGACCGCAACCUCCGAACCCAGAGACGAGUACAACCUCCAGGGGGCGUGGGAGCGCGUGUGCCGCUCGUUCGCGCAGACCAUCAAGGCCGAUCUGACGACCGCGCCCAAGUACACCAUCGAGGAGGUCCUCGAGCAGAUCCGGGCCUGGGAAGCAGAGGGCCUCGAAAGGAGCGCCGACCUGGCGUUCGUGAAGGUUCUGGGCGGCAUUGUUGCGCAGGGCGCGAGCAUGUACAAGCGCGUCUUUAGCAGCCUGGCUGAGCUGUUCCGGAAGAUCUGUGACCUGUUGGACCGCAUGCAGAUCUACAUGCGCCUACAGAACGACGCGGUGGAUGUCGUCCUGCGGAAGAUCCUCAACCAGCAGUUGCUCUGUUUUGUGGAUAUCUGCGCCUUGUCAGAAAAGAAGCUGCAGGGCCACAAAGUCCUUAUCGCCCUCAAGGCUUUUGCCUUCAGCGGCGAUGAAGGGGUCAGCGCGCAGUUGGCUGGGCUGGCGACCCUCGGCGAGCGCGAGUCCCAGAGACGCGCAACCCAAGGAGACUUUGUCAGCGCUGGCUUGUUAUUGGACGAAGUCAGCAAUAAACAACGUCCCGGCGAGAUUCGAGACAGUUUGGCUCGCUUGGGACACAAUCGCCAGGCCAUUAUAACAAGGAAGAUUGACCCGCUGAAUGCAACCCAUGGCAAAGAGGAUAUUGCCGAGCUUGAUGAAGUUUUCACUUAGGUCAUGUCUGCUACAAGACCACUCACACUGAGGGAGCUUGACGAAGUGCUCUCCCUCAAAAGCCGUGCACCGUCGCUGAGACCACUAGCAAAGGUCAUUAUCGAUCAGUAUUCGUCCCUUCUUCGGGUCGAAGGCAAAUUGAAUGGCGCAAGCAAGGAUUUCGACCUCAAGUCCCGUGUAUUGUUGGUGUCGGAGUCAGUGAAACACUUCCUGGAUGCACCAUUACGAGGUGAUACAGACAUGGAAACGAAGGUUUGGGAUGAUGUUGAGGCAGUCAACAAAAGCGAGGUGCGAAUUGUGCGCCGAUUCUUGGAGUCCGUGUGCAAUGCUAGCCUCUUCCAGAGAUUUGGGUUUGAAGACUGUUUUGUGGCGAAGCUAAGCAGAAGCUCUCAUUGUCGAGCAGUUAUUGAGGGUAAUGCAUGUGUGGUUGUC